GACUCAGCCUCCGGCCAACCGAUAUAAGACACGCCGGUAUCUACGAGACCGCAGUUCGUAUCAAACCUCCGCCUUGUGAUUAGUGAUUAGUGGUUACGCGAAUGUUUGUCAACGGUGUCGACGCUAUCAGUAGUCGAUUGGACAACAUCAAUUUAAACUAUACAACAAUGCAACCCAAAGCUGAGAGACCGCCGGUGUGCCCGAAGACGAAGUUGCCCCUGCUCCACCUGACGCCGUCAGAGAAGAAGGCGGACGGCAGCCCUCACCAGGGCGACGACGACCCUUGGCUGCUCAAACCCAACCACGACAUCCCGCCUACACCUCCCCCGCAGGCCGAGCCCAUCCAGAUGUACCCCGACCGAACCGGGUAGCUCGCAAAACGAACGAGCAUUCUCGAUUAUUGAAUAUUGAUCAAAAUAUACUUUCAUAUGGCAAGUUGCCAUCGCGUCGGAAGACGGACUUUUAUACAAAGGCGUGUAAAAAUAAGCCUAACUCCAUUUUAUUGCGGAACUACGUAAAUACAUGUGGUGUCGGGACAGGACUUUGACCGCCGGAUCCAGCGUAGACCUCAUGUUGCUCAAAUGUGUCAACUGGUGCUUAGGACGCGGAAUGUCGGUGGAAAUGAAUGUGAUGAUGUUUAAAGUUUAGAAGACUUACGCGAAUUAAAGACAGCUACUGUUUAGAUAGAUACUAAUUUGCUAUUGGCGAUGAAUUAAAAAAGAUAAUAACAAAAUGACAAUACAUGAAUACAUAAUAGAUGAAUUAAGUAAGAUACUCAUAAUUUUAAUAUUUACUGUUUGUGCAACUAACAGCCAACAAUUUAGUUACCUACUACUUAUUAAGAAUUUGUAAAAUAAGUUUUGAAAUAAAAAAUAAAUGAUUCAUGUGUA
Messenger RNA from Cydia fagiglandana, 890 nucleotides. RefSeq lists its product as uncharacterized. Bases 102 to 371 code for a protein of 89 amino acids. The transcript is spliced from 2 exons. Lineage: Eukaryota; Metazoa; Arthropoda; Insecta; Lepidoptera; Tortricidae. The record is from RefSeq and is a predicted model, not a curated record.